AUGUUCAUAAAUAAAAAAAAUAAAGUUGAUCAAAACACAUUAUUUAACAAUUACUUCAAUGGAGCAGUAAACAGAAUGCUUAAUACAGUAAAUAAUUUAACUAAGCCCAGAAAAGAACAAAAUUCCAAUUUUUACAGCAGUCUUGUAAACAAUGCACUUAUUCGUAUUACAUCUAACUGUACUUGUAAUAUAGGAAUUAAACGAGAUGUUAAAUUCUACAUACUUAUAAUGUGUGGCAUAGUAUUAAGCAACAUAAAAAUAAGAAUUAUAGAUAAUGAACUUGAUGUCAUAAUUGAUCAAAUAAAGAUAGUAGAAUAUUUAGAUACAUUUCUUAGUGAAAACAUUUUAGGUGAUGGAAGAUUACGAGAUCUACACAAACUUCUUACAAAUACAUCUUUAAAAAGUCUUUCAAUUUUCUUUCUUAUUUUAAUGACAGAAUGUACAUUCAUUACACUUCUCACAGAUCUUAAAAAUCACCAAUAA
Messenger RNA from Hepatospora eriocheir, 483 nucleotides. Lineage: Eukaryota; Fungi; Microsporidia; Hepatosporidae. The record is from the annotation of a GenBank genome assembly.